AUGUUUGUGGCCAUUCUGGUGGGCAUCAACUCGUCGUCAGGACCGACGACACAGCCUGGUGAUCUCUCACCACCGACUCAUGAUCUACCUCGAUUGGAAGAGCUUUGCCACGGCCGAGCAAACUGUGUGGACAUACUCUAUGCGCCUGUCACUUUGGCUACCAAAGAUCUGGUCGCCAGAGUGGUCGAGGGUGCCAAGGUUGAACGCGGCGUCUCGCUCGUGGCGAGUGGCGUCGCCGAUGAGACCGCCCUGACUCGUGCCCUUGCCGAUAAUCCUGCUCUUUGGGGCGGCGUCUCGUUUGGGGUCGUGGACAAGAGUUCCUUUGAGUAUGUCAUCCAUACCUACUUGUACGGGAUGAGGCAUAGCCAGCUCAACUCGUCUCCGCCGGAUCAGAGCGACGAGGCCCAGGUGGCCGGCACGCUCGACUCGGGCUAUGCCUCGCUGCAGAUUGCGCUCCUCGAGGCGUACACGAGCAUGGCGAGUGGCGUGCCGCUGGUGCUCAACGCCCGCGUUCAGGCGCUACCGUCCAAGGGAUCGGUCGAUCCGGGCCAGGGCUCGUACUUUCUCUGGCCGUACUACUGGACCUUCUGCUUUGCCUACGUCACCAUUUUUGCCGCUAUCGGGUACAUCAAGGAAAAGGAGGACGGAACACGGGCGGCGCUCACGGCAGCCGGCAUGAUGGACUCGGCGUACUGGUUCGCACAGCUGAGCGCCGAUCUGGCGGUGCUGAUUGUUACUGCGCUUGCGUUUGUGGCUGCCCUCUACGCGCUAUCCAUCGUCAAGCACGCCUCGUUCGGCGCCUUACUUGUUGUCGUCCUCCUUUUUGGCAUCUCACAAGUCUUUAUUGCGCUUGUGGUCUCGACCAUUGUCUCGUCGCGGCGAACGGCGUCGGCGGUCCUCACCGCAGCGCUUGUUGGCUCGAUCCUUGUCUACGUCCUCGGGGAGCAGUUUGUCCUCUCCAAGGCCGAGGUCUCAUGGUUCUUCAAGAUCCUUGUUCUCCUCGUGCCGGCCACGCCGUUUGGCCACUUUGCGCACCUCAUGAGCCGGAUGGAGGAGCACGGCGCGGCGUUCUCGUUCUCGGCGGCGGGCCUCCAUUCGUCGCACGCGACGUCGCCAGUUUCGAUGACGACCUGCCUCGAGUUUCUGGCACUCGACGCCGCGCUCCUUCUGCUCGUCGGCUUGUAUCUUGACCAAGUGCUCCCAGCCGACCACGCGCCGCGGCGGCCGUUGCUCUUCUUCCUCUCGCCCAAGUUUUGGUGGCCGGGCUCGCCAAUCGGACUCCUCAACCCGCCGGAUCCACUUGGCGGCUCGCUCAACUCUGAGGCCGCGUCGCUGCUGGCCUCGGGUCACGAGGUGCCUGUCCGCCUCCGGGCUCUCCGCAAACAGUUCCGCAAGGCUGGCAAGCCGUUUGUUGCCGUCAACGACGUUGAUCUCAGCGUCCGAGCCUCGGAGAUUACCACGCUGGUCUCGAUGAUUAUGGGCACGCUUGCGCCGAGUGGUGGCGACGCGUGGCUCUGUGGUGUUCCGCUUGCCCACGCGCUCUCGUCGGGAGUCCGGCUCGGUGUGUGCGCACAACAAGACCGGCUGUACGACCGUCUCACCGCGUCCGAGCACAUGGCGCUGUGGUUGGCGAUGCGGCCGUCAGCAGUGCCUGUUGGCGGCGAGCCGCUCGAGGCAGCCAGCCUGCUCUCCGACGUCGGCCUCGACGCGCUUCCCAACCAGGCUACCGGCACGUACUCGGGCGGACAAAAGCGCAAGCUCUCGCUUGCACUAGCGUUUGUGGGCAACCCGUCGAUUGUGCUCCUCGACGAGCCGACGUCGGGCAUGGAUCCGGCGGCGCGCCGCUCUGUCUGGGCCCUGCUCCAGCGGUACAAGGCCGGCCGCGGCAUCUUGCUCACCACCCACUACAUGGACGAGGCCGAGCAGCUCGGCGACCGCAUUGCAGUCAUGAUGCACGGUGAGCUGGUUGUCACCGGGACGACUGUUCACCUCAAGGCCCACUUUGGCGUCGGCUAUCUGCUCACCCUCCAGCAGCGCGGCUCGGGCGAUGGCGACGCGCUACGGGCCGUGGUCAUCGAGCACGUGCCCGGCGCGAUGGCGGUCCCGCGACUGGGUUCAGCCAGCGAUCUUGUGUUCCGGCUUCCCACAGCGCACAUCCGCGCCUUUCCUCUCCUCCUCGACAAGCUCGAGGCGCUUGUUGCGCAGCGUAACUCUCCGCUGGCCGCCUACGGCCUCGCGCUCUCGACGCUCGAGGAGGUCUUUCUCAAGGUCGCGGCGCAGCAUGCUGCCGAGCGUGGGGCUAACGAGUAAGCUGUGUAGUAGCUGUGGCACACGCG
Molecule: messenger RNA, 2336 nt
Organism: Thecamonas trahens ATCC 50062
Lineage: Eukaryota; Apusomonadida; Apusomonadidae
Exons: 2
Coding region: 1-2310 (769 amino acids)
Biological process (GO): transmembrane transport; lipid transport
Cellular component (GO): intracellular membrane-bounded organelle; membrane
Molecular function (GO): lipid carrier activity; ABC-type transporter activity; ATP hydrolysis activity
Source: RefSeq, a predicted model, not a curated record